AGUAUCAUGGCUCAAGCAGCACGAGCCAAGCACCAAAUCCAUGUGAAGGAGAUCGCUGACGCCGGCCAAGCCCACGCGCUGAUCGGCCGAUGCCGCGGCACGCACCCCAGCCGCGCACUCCAACGCCGACACCGACCGCAGAGAUCGCACAGCCCCCGGGCUCACUGCCGCCGCUGAUCACGGACAGUCCGCUAGGAACCCCUCGCUCCUCGAGGCCCCUGGAUGCGACCAGUUCUGCAGCUCGGGGCGGGCGCUGCGUGAGCCCUCGGCUUUGCCGCGGGGCACGUCCGAACAGCACCUCGAACGGCGGCGCAGGCUUCCGCGACAAACUCGAGGCGCUCUCUGCCACGCACGACUCGGAGGUUGCGGGCUUGAGAGAGAAGGUGCUGGGCCUCGAGGACCUGGUCGUGCGGUACCAGUCGCUCCUCGACGAGGCCCAGGGCGGCCACAAGAAGGCCCUGCGAGAGCUCCUCUGCAGCCCGAGCGGCGGACUCGUUGCGCUUGCCCCGGUGCAGAAGGCAGCGAGCGAGGUAUGCAGUGGAUAUGUGUUGAACGAUUCGUCUGGCAGCAAGCCGAGGACGUCCUUCGACCCUGCACAAAAUCAUGCUACCGCGCCAAAGCCGGCGCCCAGUGGCGUCGACCCGCCGACGCAGGACCCCUCUGAGUUGCCAGGCCAGAUUUCGUCUCAGGCCGCGGCGAUGUCGCCCGCAGCUCGGAGAACUGUCGUGGACAGUCUCAAAAGACGCAGGAAGAAAACCCGUAUCAAAAAUUCCUCACAGACAGAUAACAACCUUACUUGCCUUCAGCGAGUCGUUGACCACAUGCUAUUCGACAUGCUCUGCGCCUUCAUGAUCAUUAAUAACUCGAUCAUCAUUGGUUUCGAGGUUCAGUGGCUCACCACCAGCGAUACGGAACCAGAGUGGACGAAAAUCGUUGGGUUGCUAUGUUUUUGUUUCUUCUUCGUCGAAUUGGUGAUUCGCGUUCUGGCCGAUGGUGUUGGGUGCUUUUUCGUGUUCUCCGAAAACAGGAAUUGGAAUUGGUUUGAUUUUUUCCUCGUGACGAUGUCGUUCGUUGACUUCAUGGCGUUGUCGGGCGGCGACGGGCUGGCCUCCGUCAUAGGCAAGGGCUUCAAGACGAUCAAGAUGUUGAGGAUCAUCCGCGUUGUGCGGGUGUUCCGCUUUUUCAACAAACUCAGCCAGUUAGCCUUCAUGAUCGUAGAUUCUGUCAAGUCGUUGGUGUGGGCCCUCAUCAUGUUGGCAAUCGUCAUCUACGUUUUCGCAAUUUUCUUCACGCACUACACCUCCGAUCACGUGAGGCUCAAUGAGAUGAGCGACACGUCCGUUCUGAUCCGUGAACAUUUCGCCAAUUUGGGUAUGACGGUAUUCACCUUAUUCCAUUGCAUGCUCAACGGUGUCAGCUGGUACAGGAUACCGUCCGCGCUGUACACCAUUCCUGGCUGGACAGGGCCUUUGUUGGCGCUCGGGUUCGUAGGCUACCUGUCCUUCACGAUGCUUGCUGUGAUGAAUAUCAUCACCGGCGUGUUCGUGGACAACGCCGUGGAGACGGCGAGGACACAGAGGGAGUUCUUGGUCCAGAAGGAGAUGGAGGUCAAGGAGCAGUGGCUGAAGGAGAUGAGGAAGAUCUUCCUGGAGAUGGACGCUGACAGCUCUGGGACCGUGAGCAAGGACGAGGUCAACGAGUUCUGCAACGACGACCGCGUGCAGUAUUAUCUCACGGCGCUUGGGCUGGACGUGCAGGACACAGAGAAGUUGUUUGAUCUCCUCGAUGAGGAUAAUGAUGGGGAGCUCGAGCUGGACGAGUUCUUGGGCGGGUGCUUACGCCUUAAGGGAAUGGCCCGCAGCAUCGACGUCUACAGCCUCUACAAGCUGACAGCCUCCACAUCGUCGACGUCCCACGGCAUCGCCAAGCGCCUCGAGGACAUCGAGAGGGUCUUGCGCGAGAACUUGCCGUCGCUGCCGGCGACGAGGGGCCACAGGGCCUUGCUCACGAAGGCCUCCUUGCAGGAGCCGCAGCCCAGAGACUCCAGCUCCGUUGAUGCCCGCUCCGUUCUGGGGCUGCAGGCCUGGGACCGGCCCGAUAUGCCGUGCGUGCCAGGUAGCGACGCAGAGGGACGGCAGGCUUGGAGCGCUGAUGUGCCAUCGGUUUCGGUGGCCUCGGGCGCGUUGCGUGCAGGGUCGGUUUACUCGCAGCCGCACUGAGGUGCGCGCGCCGCGGCUUCACAUCCUCUUCCCCCUGCUCUCCCUGCUCCUGCUCCCCAUCCUCCUCCCGCUCAUCCCACUGUUCCUGCUCAUGUCCCCCCUCAUCCGCAUGCUGGUCUGAUCAUUAUUUUCGC
This is a messenger RNA of Prorocentrum cordatum, 2353 nucleotides long. Lineage: Eukaryota; Dinophyceae; Prorocentrales; Prorocentraceae. The record is from the annotation of a GenBank genome assembly.